Macrobrachium nipponense is the source of this 1095-nucleotide messenger RNA. Its product is annotated as cyclin-dependent kinase 11A-like. Bases 1 to 1095 code for a protein of 364 amino acids. The record is from RefSeq and is a predicted model, not a curated record. The transcript has 8 exons. NCBI's taxonomy places the organism in Eukaryota, Metazoa, Arthropoda, Malacostraca, Decapoda, Palaemonidae.
AUGUCAGAUGGUGACAGACAGGACCGAGGAGUAGUAUAUGAAACUGAGGAUGUUGCUCCAAUUCACCUGAUGGCGCGAGAGGUGAAUGACACCGAGUCACCUGGAGUCGCCAGUGAGGACUACAAUUACCAGCCAGGAGCAGAGUCGUUCCAGCUUUAUUCCAGUAGACAGACAGGCAGACAGACAGACAGGCUGACUGAACCAAAUCCGAUCAACUCCCUUGGUGAAGGUGAAAAGCAGAGUACCCUGCAAUGGGAGAAACAUCUCUAUGCCAGAGAUUUUAAAAGGGAAGGCGACUGCCGCUCCCUCUCAGAAGUCCCAGAGGCCUCUCAGAGGCAGAACGCCACUUUCCCCAUUUUGAGCAGCAACUUUUGGUCGGAAGGAAACAAAAUAGACAGUGAGGUUUACCUCCGGUUCAGACGCCCGGAUCAGGAACCCGAAUCGUCUAUGUGGCCCUUUAGGAUUAUCACGUCUCACCAACGCCUGGAGGAUCAUGGAGGAGCGUCAAGAGACCUGACCUCCUUCUCAGGAAGAGAAGACAAGGAGGCUUUUCUCCUGGAGAAGAAUAUUUUCCUUUGUGCUCACAAAGCAAACGCUCCUAAAAGAGAAGAAGAAGAAGAAGCAAAAGAAGAAGAAGAAGAAGAAGAAGAAGAAGAAGAAGAAGAGGAAGAAGAAGAAUUAAAACAAAUGUUAAAUGAAAAUUAUUCUUCCUGCAUGAACAAGACCACCUACAAGCACCGUUCCCUCCUCCUGAGCCUGCAGAAUGGCUGCCAGUGUGAACGCAACCUGGCCAUCCACAGAAAGCCCACGCUGGAAAAACUAGGGGAAAGGAAGCAAGAUAUAGAUCUGCCUAUUCAAAAGGUUUCUUAUCUGAUUAUGUGCCGGUCGGGGAGUAGAGGGGAGCGGAGGACUCCCAGAUUUGAAAAGUGUAGCUCCGAGAAAAUUUUGCUGAACCUUAUCUGCUGCCGUGAGGAACUAGAACGCCUGGUGCUUUUCCAGCUGAACCAGAAGAGAAAGGAAAUAAAAGAAAUCACAGUGGAAUUCGAGAUCGACACCGACCCUCAAAUCCAGCAGAAGGACGAUUACCGCAGUUAG